Molecule: messenger RNA, 6466 nt
Organism: Patiria miniata (bat star)
Lineage: Eukaryota; Metazoa; Echinodermata; Asteroidea; Valvatida; Asterinidae
Exons: 26
Coding region: 509-5590 (1693 amino acids)
Molecular function (GO): protein binding
Source: RefSeq, a predicted model, not a curated record
AUGUUGGAAACAGGCGAUGUGUACAUGCACUACACGUGAUGGGCCGGAUCGAUAUCAGAGAAAAGCCGGUGUGUUUGGUUAAAAAUAACUCCUUGUCUGUGUUUGCUAGAAUUUAGAGUAAAGCGAGAAUUCGUGUGUGCACUUGGGAAAUCGUUUUAGUGAACCGAAAUCGUUCCUUCUUUAUGUUUUUGUUGAUCAUUCAGCUCCAUGAUUGUGCACAACUAAGUACACUACAGUAAACCAGAUAUCAGAUGGAAUCAAGCAUUUCGACUAGCAGAGGAAACAUUCUCUUCACUAAUUUGUUGAUGAAUUGAGGAAAAUUGUUCAUGAAUGCUAUUUCGGAAACAGUGCUUGAACUUGAAUAACAACUGGAACAUUCCUUUUGUAAACAUCUUCUGAAUGUUGUGGAGGUACACGUAGAGUUAAAUACUUCUUCAGAGCAAAGUGAGAGUUACUAUGGAACGAUUGAUGAUGUUUUUUAGGUGACAACAAAUUUGACGUUGAAGCGAUGGGUAACGGUGCGGGCACCAUGGGCCAGGGAGGAAUAACCCUUCCUGCGCCCACCAAAAGCCGCUACAAGGCCUGGCAGAAAUUUGGCAACAUCCGAACCACCCACAUGGCCGUGCUGCGCAUGCAGGGCGGCCAGGCCAACCGGCUGUGGAAAAACACUCGCAGCGAGCGUGAGCCGUGGAAGACGCUGCUCCUCCAAGCCAGGGAGAAGAUCGAAGAAGAGCGCAGUGGGAUCCGGGAUGCCGGCGCCAGAAGCGGGGCCCGGGGGGCGGAGUCCGGCACGGACUACCGAUCGGUCAUGCACGGUGAGGCCGCCGGGAUUCACCUAAAGCGCAACGCCCGAGAAGUUUGGGUUUUCAUCAGCUCCACAUUCACGGACAUGAAACUGGAGAGGAAUUUACUGAUGGAGGACGUGUAUCCGUUCGUCCGUGAGUAUGCCCGUCUGAUUGGACUGUCCUUCAACGCCGUCGAUAUGAGGUGGGGAAUACGACAGACGAUGUGCGAUGCUCACAUGGCUAGUGAGAUCUGUCUAGAUGAGGUGGAAAGAUGCAGGGAGCAUUCUGUGGGUCCGUUUUUCGUCUGCAUCCUCGGCCAGAAGUACGGCUACCGGCCGAUCCCGUACCGCGUGCCCCAGGCAAUAUUUGAGCCGCUCAUUGGGUACAUUGGACGACAAGCUGAAACCGACAGCAAACAGGCCGAAGCUUUGCGGCUCAUGAAGGAGUGGUUUCGUCUGGACACUAACUCUGCUGAUUGCGAAUACGUCAUGCAACCCAUUGUCUGGAAGUUCCCGAACCACAACAACGACCCGAAGCAGCGCGACAAUUGGUGGACGGAGUUCUGCGCCAUGAGGGCGGCCUUCUUCGCAGCGGUCAAGCAGAUCGUCAAUGACCCCGACCUCAAACAGGAGAUCCUGCGGUCCAUCACGGAGGGCGAGAUCGCAAAAGCCAUCGAGGGUCACCACUCGGCCGGCCACUCCCGGUUUCACUUCUUCACCCGGUCUUUCACGGGUUUCAACCUGAAGAUGUCCGGCGCCAAAUACUACGUGGACUGGGACGGGGACCGGGUGGACUCGGAGGCCCUGAUGAAACUGGACAACCUGACCGAGAGAAUUGAAAACAUGACCAGCGAUGACAGAAAUGAAAAGUACAACCUCCACUUUUCGCCGAGCGCCGACGCAAUGUUCAACGACGAAAGGAACAAAGACAACCUGCGAAAUUUCUUGGAUCGUUUCUGCGACUAUCUCGUGAAAUCAAUCCACCGAGGUGCCGUGAACUUAGCGAGUGCCUUGGACGAUCCUCUCUACUCCGAGGUUAUCAGUCACAGCAUCUUCUGCCGCGAGAGAGCAGAUUUCUUCGCGGGACGCGAGAAGUUGAUCGGGAGUGUCAUGGCAUACCUGAAGCGCCCUCACGGCGAAAGGCCCUUCGUGGUACAUGGCUGCGGGGGAAGCGGCAAGUCCUCCCUCCUUGCUAAGGUCAUCAGUCGAUCUCUGGAAUCCUGGAAAGGUUGUGAACUAGGAAGACCCGUUCAACUGAUGCGAUUCAUUGCCAUUACCCCCCACUCUUCCAACAUCCGAGACCUGCUCUACUUCAUCUGUUUACAACUGAGUUACUGCCUUAACCUGGAUCAGGACUCUGUGCCGACUGACUACAAACUCCUUGAGAAGAGGUUUCAUCAACUGCUCGCCAGGGCGACCGCAGAAAAACCUUUCAUGAUCUUCUUGGAUUCCCUGGAUCAGCUCAGUAAUGAGAACGAAGGUCGCGACCUCCACUGGCUCAGGCCCGCCCUACCCAAACAUGUCCAUCUCAUCGUAACGAUACGACCCAACGCCGGGGGUGCUCUGUCGGCCAUGAAAAACAUUGUCAAGCAUGAGGAGUCCUACCUAGAAGUCCAGAGACUAGACGAGCAGGAUCAGAACAGCCUGAUAGACAUGAUGCUGAGCAAGGCCGGCAGGAGGCUGCAACCAGACCAGAAGAGACUGGUGCUCAACGCGCACCACGACAACGACCCGACCCCCUUGUUUACCAGGUUGGCCUGCGAUAUUGCCAUGCGGUGGCGGUCUUACACACCCAUGGAGGAGUGUAAACUAGCCGACAGUACGCCGGGUCUGAUUAGGCAGUUGUUCAAGCAGUUAGAAAUCAAACAUGGUGAGAUCUUUGUACGUCACGCUCUAGGCUACCUAACUGCCUCAACCUCAGGCCUGUCAGCCAGUGAGCUCAUCGACGUCCUGUCAUGUGACGACGUUGUGCUGGAUGAUGUCUUCCAGUAUCACAUUCCACCAAUCCGGAGACUGCCGCCGCUACUGUGGACGCGACUACGGCUGGACCUCGGUGACUACUUGGUUGAAGGCGGUGUGGAUAACUCGGUGGUUUACCGUUGGUAUCACAGACUGUUCUACGAGACGGCCAGACAGAUGUACCUGGAUUCAGCAACUUUGCUACACCAGGCCCUUGCCAUGUACUUCCUCGGCAGGUGGGCGGACACCCCCAAGCCCUACACAGAGAAAGAUUCAGGCAAGGUUGCCGUUGCCCACCGUCGCGUCCAAUCCCAGCCCUUGAUCCUUAACUCCGCCUCAGCCGGCCAGCAUGAGUCCUUCGCAGACAUCGGGGCCGGUGCCAAGCCCAAGACAGUUCACUGGAACCUCAGAAAACUGACGGAGUUGCCACGGCAUCUCGUACGCGGCAACCUGUGGGAAGAGUGUGAGAUGGAGAUGUGUUCAAUACCUUGGCUUGAAGCAAAAUGCCGGACAGGACGUAUCUACAAACUUCUCCUGGAGUUGGCAGAGGCUGCCGACAAGAGCGAGCUGGUCAGCAACAAACUGAAGGAUUUCUACCGGAUGGUGCGAUCCAACGUGACCAUCAUUCAGAAGUAUCCUGAGCUGAUCUGCCAGCAAGCACUGAACGAGCCGGACUCCUCGACAUGCUCAAAUGUGGCCAAGGAGUACCUGGCCGUACGAGGCAAAAACAUGUUCACGUGGUUGGAUCUGUCCAAGGAUCAGAACGAGAAAGCCGAGAUCAUGACGCUGACCCACACUGCUCCGGUCAGGCUCGUCCAGUUCUCCUCUAACUGCAAAUAUCUGGCCACGGCUUGCCAAGACCGCACCGUGAGGGUGUGGAGGGUUGCCAGUGGAGCAUUGGAGGUUACGGCCGAAGCAGACCCCAUCAAGAUGGCGUUCCCCACCCACUGCCACUGGCUGGCUGUCAUGGAGAAGACUGGCGUUAACUUACUGGGUCUGGGUCAGGGAGGCCACGCUAAAGGCAAAUUUGUGCUGCAAAUCCCGAUAGAGCUUGAGCAGCAGGUGAGCGUGUAUAUUCCCAAGACCAACCGGCACAUCUACGUCGUGGCUUUCGGCCGACUGAACGUCUACAGCACAAACGACGGCAAAUUGGUGCAGAAAAAAGAGCUCAAGUGUCGUCCCAAAGCUGUGGCCUUCACGUCCGGUGGGAAACUGCUUGCCAUCGCCUACAAGGAUGUCUUUCUGUGGGACAUGGCCAAAGAAACAGACACCAAGCAUUUCGAGACGGAGAACCUCAAAGCCCAGCUCAACAACUGCAACCUGCAGUUCUCCGGCGACGGCAAGCGGCUGAUGGGCGUGCUACCCAACGGCACGUAUCGCUGGGCCGUCAAGGGUAAUAACACCAAGACCCAGGGCCACAAGUUGUCCCUGACCUGCCAGACGGGGCCCAGCGCCAUGUCCAAGAACUUGGACUUUAUUGCGACGCUCAGCGGAGAGAAUGACUUGAAGGUCUUGCGUCUCCAGCCCUCAUUAGAAUGGUGUCUCCUGCAGGGCCACCAAGGCCCCGUGCUAGCCGCAGACUUCGGCGAGACGCGCAACGAAGACGAACUGCUGGCUACGGGCAGCCAGGACUGCACAGUGCGAAUCUGGGACACGGCGAGCAUCACUAGACACAUCACUGUACAGAACGAGAACCACAAUGGAGCAGUCGACGGCUGCGUUUAUUCAGACGACGGUCGUCUCGCUGUGACGUCAUCCCCGGCCGAUGUGGAUCAUCUGGUGUGGAGUGUCACCACGACGCCUCCCAAGGUCACUCACCACUUGCAGUCCCUGGAGUCAUGCAAGCCGGGCAAGGUGCUGUGCAUGUCAGCCAACUUUGUCGUCGCCUCUUGCAACGGCAACGAUUUCGACAUCUGGAAUCUCAAGAGUCCGCCUCUCAAGACCGACAACAUGGUCAUCAAAGGAACCCAUCGGCUCCUGCCCUACGUCAACCCCCACCUCAUCUUCACCGUCUUCCGUCAGUCCCUCCUGGCCUGCUUCACCACGUCCAACCGUCCCGGUAUCCUGUAUGGCUACGAGAUCCUGCCUGCUGACGCGCUGAGGGACUGGCUGCAGACUCCUGACUACGUACCGGCCUUCCAGUCGUACCCGCAGGACGUCAAGGAGUUCAAACACGGAGCCAACUCACUGGUUCCCGCUGCUGCCCUAAAUGCCGACUGCAGCCGGCUGGUCACUCUGUCCUUCAAGAUGACGGCCGAGCAAAUGAUGGCCUCCACCAUCCGCUUUGACCGGCUGGAGUACCACCAGGCCGCCCCUGAGCUCAGCAUCUGGGACGUCCAGCGACAACACCUCCUCCGAAAGUACCAGUUGGGGAACUCAGUAGGCCGCUGCCACCAAUUAGGAUUCCUGCUGGACAAGUGCGUCAUGUUCUACCAGAAGAAGGUCGAGGGUGCGACCCCAAAGUUCAGGGGUCAAAAGCCAGGGGAAGCAGCAACUGAGACGGUGGUCAUGGUCAUAGGGGUCAACUCCGAGGGCCUGCUAAAGACCAUCCACAUGCCCGGGGGUUACGACAAGAUGUUAGUCCCGGUGGACGGUUACGUCAACCCCGGCCGGACACUCGAGAAGCAGCUGGAGGGAGUAGUCCUGAACAAUGUAACUCCAGAUGGCGUUUUGACCACCUCUAAGGUGGGCGUCGGUCAGCCCGUGGGGAAAUUUAAGCUUCAGGUGGCCAAGGUCACGUCCUAUGCUUUCUCCCCAGACAAUCAGACGGCCAUGGUGGGCUUCGACAGCGGCUACGUCCACUUCUUGCGGAUGUACAAUGCCGUCGGGAAGAACUUCUACAAAUGAAGAGAUAAGGUGUUGCAGUAUUAUGACAAUUUCAUUUUAUCUUAUUCACUUGUGGUUAUUUUUUUUUUAUUUGUAAACCACUUGUUCUGUUACCAAAGAUUACUUGCUUUUUAAAGAAUCAGGGAUGGCAGAUGUUUAUUGGCUCACACUAGGCCAACAAAAGUAUCUCUUAUUUUAAAAUAACAGGUUUUGUUUGUAAAUAAUAUCGGUUUUGUGUAAAUACCAACAAAUCUUUAUUAUAUGCCCCAAAAAACUCGAUAGUAUUAUGAAUUUGUGCGAACUAUUUCACAGUAAAUUCCACACUUUAAUACAAGUUGAAAUGUGUUGGAUUGAAUAGAGAAUUGACAAUCUAAAGACCAAAGAGACCUCGUACAUGUUGAUAAAUUCUAGGCAUUGAAUUUUAUUUGAAAAGUUUUAAUUAUGUCAAUGUGCGGUGGUAGAUAUAUAUUGAUAAUUGAGUCUAGAAAGUGGGUGAAGUUAGGUUUGUCAUUUUGAUAUUUUAGUGUCUUCUAGAAAUCUGGAAAUAUUCGAAAUUUUGUGUGUGUGGACAAAAUUAUGUAAUCAAAUUAAAACAGUUACUCUGAUUAACAUUAAAAGUUUUCUUUACUAACUUGCCAUGUGACAAACUUGCAGAGUAAUACUUAUAUAUUAAAGAUAUCAUCUUCAUUAAUAUUCCGUCCAUCUGUUUAUGUUUUGCAGGAAUGGAGCGCAAGUCUGGUGUGAAGAUUUUCAAUGUGUGUGGUAACAGCAUUGAUAUCGCCUUGAAGGAUCUUUUUGAGUGGUAAAAAUGUAAAAUGUGCCUUUUGGUAUAUUUUUUUUGUGCCUUAUCUUUCAUUUUGUGCUUUCAGGCAUACAAAAAAUAAAUUUAACGUCAAA